Populus euphratica (Euphrates poplar) is the source of this 2657-nucleotide messenger RNA. It is a transcript of the gene MEE12, whose product is annotated as maternal effect embryo arrest 12. Gene Ontology annotation, cellular component: RNA polymerase I core factor complex. The record is from RefSeq and is a predicted model, not a curated record. Lineage: Eukaryota; Viridiplantae; Streptophyta; Magnoliopsida; Malpighiales; Salicaceae. Bases 239 to 2407 code for a protein of 722 amino acids. Gene Ontology annotation, biological process: RNA polymerase I preinitiation complex assembly; nucleolar large rRNA transcription by RNA polymerase I. The transcript has 4 exons. Gene Ontology annotation, molecular function: RNA polymerase I core promoter sequence-specific DNA binding.
AAAAUUGAAAGUUCUGAAGGAUGAUAGUGGAAUUAUUUCAAACCUAGAGAGAGUCUUUUUCUGUAAUUUAACCUACUCUUCCAAUCCAGUGCUCUUAGUUAGCUAGCUGUUCGUUAAUAUACAACUCCAGUAAAUUCUCUCUCUCCGCUUUAGUUUUCAAUGAUACAAGAAAGGCAAUCUUGUGUGAGCAGCAGCAGCACCUGAACAAGUUCAACUCCAAAAAUUUCUAUAAUCGUAAAUGGAGCGAGAAGAAGGAGAGGUGAGAAACUUUCAAUGCGAAUCAUGCGGUUACAUAGGUCUUGAAGAAUCCGAUGGCUUCUAUUACUGCCAGCAAUGCGGUGCUCAAGCUCAAGGCAUCAUGGAAACCGGUGUCGCCGACGAAGACUUUGUUGAAAAAGGCCUUGACUCCGCCGCCCUCUACAGCCACCGCCACAUCCGCCGCUCCCAAACCACCCACUCCACCCAACCCACCGCCGACCCCUCCUCCAUCGCUUGGCUCAGCUUUACCCAAGAAGAAGCAGAACCCGACAACAACAAUCUUAGUCAGAAUUAUAUUAAGAGAGAAGAUGAUUAUGGUUAUGAUUAUAAUGAUAGCUAUGAUGGGGUGUUUGGGCCUACAGAGCCUGAGGAUUUUGGGGGCUUGAGUAAAGCGAAGCUGAGUUACGAGGAUUAUUAUAAUGAGGUUAGGAUUAAAUAUGUUUUAGGGAUGGGGUUAAUGAUUCGGUUACAGUGUGAGGCUUUAGUUGAAAAGUUUAACGUGACUCCAUUAAUUGUUGGGGUUGCUAGCACUGUUUGGUUAAGGUUUUUGCUUACUACUGGGGUUUUUAAGGAUAGUUGGGCUAAUGAUGUUUUGAUUGAUUCCGAGAUGCAAAAACCAGAAACCACCGAAUUGUCAGUGGAACCAGAAGAUAAGAAGAGACGUGUUAGGUACCACCGUCAUGAACCUCGUAAUUCAUUUGGUCAGCGUGCAGUGCUAAUAUGGUUUAGGUAUCUGAGAAAGCAAAUACCAUUGCAUUAUUCUUUAGCGAUCUCGUUUUUGGCUUGUCAUGUUGCUAGAGAAGCAGUUUUACCCACAGAUAUAGUGAAGUGGUCGGUCGAAGGGAAACUUCCUUAUUUUGAUGCUCAUGUUGAAAUUGAAAAACACUUUGGACAUUCGUCGCCUGCCUGUUGUAUAAGUUCAAGUCUAAUGUUCAGGCCUAUGCAAGCAGUUCCUAUUCAGAAGUUAGAGUCAAUGGCAGCCAGCAUUGCUGAGUCCAUAGGCUUGCAUUUGCCUCCAGUGUAUUUCUACGGAAUAGCUUCUCGCUAUCUUAGGCAUUUGUCUCUUCCAGUUGAAAAGAUUCUUCCACAUGCGUGCCGCAUAUAUGAGUGGUCAAUGCCCCCAGAUCUGUGGUUUUCAACAAAUGAGCUGAGGCUUCCUAGCCGUGUUUGUGUAUUGUCAAUACUGAUUGUAGCAAUAAGAAUUAUCUACAACAUAAAUGGUUUUGGGGCAUGGGAAGGAAGUUUGCCUGGUUAUACAAGCAGAUUAGACUUUCCUUGUGGCUCUCAAAUGCAAGUUGAUGAAAAAGAUUCCGGUUCUCCUUGCAAGCUGGAUGAUUCAGAUGAGAAGCCUAUUGGUAACAGAUCGCAUGUUCAGAGGUCGGAGUUAGAUUCUGCAGAGCUUUUGCGCAACUUAGAUGCUAAAUACAAUGAGAUCAGUGAUGCCUAUGAGUUCACAAGGGACUUGCCAUCAUAUCUCCAAUACUGUAAUGAGGUGGUAUUUUGUGGAGCAGGAUCUUCGCAUGUGAAUCAUCGGGAGGAUGAGUUAAUAAAGAAGUUGUGGGAUUUUUAUCAGAGUGAAAAGUGCUCUGAUCCGGCAGAAGAUGAUGGAGCACAAAAUAGGACUGUUUUCAAUGGAAAAAGAUUGAGGAAUGACAAUGGAUUUGCCAGAGAUCAGAUGGGAAAAAAGAAAAUUAUCGAAGAGACCCAUGAAUACCUAUCCACUGAUACCUGCAAUUCAACAGGAGAUGAAAACAAUGAUGAUUCAACGGAGACUGUCAAAGAUAAAGCCAUUAGAAAGUUGAAAUUAGACAUGGCAGAGAAUAGGUUCUUUUACAUUCCACCAAGGCUCAAAAUCAAGAGAUUUGAUUACCUCCACUAUGUACGGAGGUUAGGUGAUGGUGCGUUAACUUAUGUUGCCCAUGCAGAUUAUUAUAUUUUGCUUCGUAGUUUUGCUAGAGCUGCUCAGGUUGAUACCCGGAUAAUGCAUAUCGGGGUAAUGAAUUUUGAGAGAAGAGUGGCCUGGAUGGAAAAAAGAAUCGACUACUGUUUGCACUUGACACCUCCUAGUUUUACCUGUGAGUAUUGUAGAGACGUGCCAGAUCAUUCUGAUGAUGACGAUGCAAUUGGACUUUCGCAGUUGCAUUUGUGAAAUGUUUUUAUUUGAUCUCCAUCGUAUAAUUAGUUCUUCUGAUACCUUUUUUCAAAAACACAUCAAGGGCUGCAUCUAGAGCUGUUUUUUUCCUGAAAAGAGAGUAGUUUCUGUUUUGAAUUUUGACAGGUCCUGCCUUGUAAAUCCUGGGAAUAUUGAUCAUCAACGAUUGUUUAUGAAUCCAUGUCAAAGCGAAUGAGUAAGGUGGAUAUGGCGACCAUGUUUAUGCCUAUUCUGUCACCUCAUUUUU